Xenopus laevis (African clawed frog) is the source of this 9364-nucleotide messenger RNA. RefSeq names its product Ral GTPase activating protein, alpha subunit 1 (catalytic) L homeolog (gene ralgapa1.L). Gene Ontology annotation, biological process: regulation of small GTPase mediated signal transduction. Gene Ontology annotation, molecular function: GTPase activator activity. Gene Ontology annotation, cellular component: nucleus; cytoplasm. Lineage: Eukaryota; Metazoa; Chordata; Amphibia; Anura; Pipidae. The coding region runs from base 276 to 7766 and encodes 2496 amino acids. The record is from RefSeq and is a predicted model, not a curated record. The transcript is spliced from 41 exons.
UUACAGCCUAAUAAUGGAUACUGGAUGAAGAGAGCGGUGAAUAGCUCGGCGUUCGAUUGCUUAAGCCUGGAGCUAGAAGGGGCGGCCAUGUUGAGUGUGUCGGCGUAACCUGCUGCUGUCAGAGCGGGGGAGACCCGCACCCCAUCCCGUUAUAUCCUGUGCCCCUUCUUAUGAGCCGUGGGGUUUUCAUUGCCUAGUGGGGGAGUUCCCGUCUCUCCUUCCCGGUGCAUGAGCCGGGAGUACGUCCUCCUUCCCUCCCACUCCUCUGCUCCGGGAUGUUUUCUAAAAAAACUCACGGGGAUGUAAAGAAAUCCACCCAGAAAGUACUGGACCCUAAAAAGGACGUUCUGACCCGCCUGAAACACUUGCGGAUCGUCAUUGAAAAUGCAGAAUCCAUCGAUCUCAAACAGUUUUUUGAACAAAACUACUCCCAUAUAUAUUAUGUCUUCUUUGAAAAUUUUGUGCUGAUUGAAACAUCUUUGAAACAAAAAGGUCACAAAUCUCAAAGAGAGGAACUAGAUGCCAUUCUGUUUAUAUUUGAGAAAAUCUUACAGCUUCUUCCAGAGAGAAUCCAUCAGAGAUGGCAGUAUCACAGCAUCAGUUUGAUACUGAAAAAGCUGCUUCAUACUGGGAAUUCCUUAAAGAUCCGCCUUGAAGGACUGCGCUUAUUCCUCCUGUGGCUUCAAGCACUCCAGAAUAACUGCAGUUCAGAGCAACUCGGUAUAUUCGCUUGUCUCAUUCCUGGCUUCCCGGCGCCACCAUCUGACCAUGGGAUAUGCACUCUGGAUAAUCUAAUAAACCUUCCUUUGAAUCUCCAAGAAAAUCAAAUCACAGUUGAGGAAAUUACACCACUUGUACCGCCACAAUCGGGAGAAAAAGCUCAGGAAGAUUCUACUAGUUUCUAUCUUGAAGCUUUAUUGAAGUACAUGGUAAUACAGGUCCGAAGUUUGGAAUGGCGCAACAAAGAAAAAGAGGAAUGUGGCUUUGCCUUUUUAUUCUCAAACUUUAAGCAAUUUUACAUGCCUUACAUUUUCCCUGCCAUGAGCAGGGAAAGCAGCCUAUACAACCCAGUACUUGAGAUCCCACAGAUGAGAUCUAAACCUCACUAUAUGCUGAUCCGGAGAGAUGCAGAGAGCAAUGAAGCUCAGUACUGCACCAAAGAGCCCUUCCUCAGUGCUCGGGUGACUGUCAUCCGGUGGCUGGUGUCAUUCUGGCUUGAACCAAAGCCACAUGCAGGAGUGCAGAUUCCUGGGACUGAAGGGGAGAAUGUGCCAAAGAAUAUACAGAGAGCUGCUGCCAGUCUGGCUGCCCAAGAGGAAAAUAGGAACGAGAGCAUGGAGCGCACAGCUGAGCCAGAGCAAUCCCAUUCAAACACCAGCACACUUACAGAGAGAGAACCCAGUGUAUCCAGCCUCUGUAGUAUUGCAGAGGAGCAUGUUACAGACUAUGAAAUCAUCCGCAGGUUCUUUUCGAGCAAGCGCUGCCAUGUUGAUUUUGUAAUAGAGAUCUUCAGGCAGGCAUUUUUGUUGCCUAUAUGUGAAGCUGCUGCCAUGCGCAAGGCGUUAAAAGUAUAUGAACAGUGGAUCAAACAGAAAGACAAGCCUUUAUUCAUGCAAGAGCCAGACGAUACAGUCCCCACCAAUGCUGCAGAAAUUGCUGUAGAGCUCCAAGAAAUGUCCAACGUGCCUACUGAAAUGACAAAGGAAGGGGAAGAGGAAAAAAUGACAGGAUCUUCUGGACAUAUUCGAACCCCCAGCUUGAAUAAAAACCACAAGGAAGCCAGUAAUAAGCUGUCGGAAGCAGAAACAUUGGACAGAAAAGUAAAAGCAGGGGCUCAAGCUGUGUACCAGGUGUUUAUUGUAAAUUCUGCAAAUAUCAUUUUGCUGGAGCCUGCUAAUGAGAAUAAAAUAAUGCUGAAUGAACAUACAGAUAUGUGCAAGAGAGUUCUGAACAUUUAUCGAUACAUGGUGGUCCAAGUCUCCAUGAACAAGAAGACCUGGAUGCAGCUGCUGCUUGUCAUGCUAAGGGUCACAGAGUCUGUACUGAAGAUCUCACCACAAGUUUUAGGUCAGUAUCAAGGCAGAAAGAAUCAGAUCCUGGCUGGACGACUGGCGGGACCCCUCUUUCAGACCCUGAUUGUUGCAUGGAUAAAGUCAAGUCUGCAUGUUAGUGUGUCCCGGGAAUUGUGGGAUGAUCUUCUUGCGGUAAUGUCUUCAUUGACGUAUUGGGAGGAGCAGGCUACAGAAUGGGCUCACACCAUGGAAACUUUGACCAAAGUGCUAGCCAAGAAUGUCUACCACCUCGACUUAAAUGAUUUGCCCUUAGACAAGCUGAGCGAACAGAAACAGAAGAAACACAAAGGCAAAGGGGGUAGCCAUGAUUUCCAGAAGGUCUCUGUGGACAAAUCUUUCUCACGAGGCUGGAGUAGAGAGCAGCCUGGGCAGGCCCCAAUGCGGCAGCGGAGUGCCACAACCACUGGUUCCCCCGGCACUGAGAAAGCCAGAAAUAUUGUGCGCCAGAAAACCAUUGCCAUGAGGAGCCGAUCCAUUGGGGACAGUGCCUUGCCAUCCACCUCUAUCCGCAGCGCUAAAAGUGCACCUGUCCUGAUCCAUCCUUCCAAACCCCUUCUGCCUGAUAUUGUUCUCACUCUGCUUUCCGAUGAGCUGUCAGAUAUGGAUGAUGCUCCUAUGCAUCCACGACCUUCACGAGUGAGACACUAUUCUCAGAGUGAGGAGAUGCCUACAGAAGCAUUUGCAGCAGUAAAUGAAGAAGCACCAACUCUACCUCGCAGCAGCAGCACCUCUGACAUCCUGGGCCCCUUCACAGCUGAAAGAACCAAAGGUGUGGUGUCUGGUACAGAUCAUCUCACCCCUCAGGCUUCGGACCCCCCCUCCUCUAACACACUGUCUCAGGAAGCACCCAUUACGCAGGUCGAUGGCAGUAUAUAUGAUCAUCUCUGCCAGCUUGCUGGCUCAGCUGAAUUGAGAGAUGGAACAAAAGAACAGGGCUUGUAUGAGGAAUUGGAUUGUGAAGGUCUGUUGCCACAUUUAAGAGCAUAUUUAAGUGAGCAGGAAGUUCUAGAGGCACUGAAGGACAGGGCAGGCACUUACUUGUUUCAUCAAGACAGUGAGAAUUCUGAAUACAUAGAUAGUUGUAAUAAAGGGGAUGCUAUUGCCUUCAUUCCAGAGCUAUACAGUCAAACAGUUUCUUCAGAGCAGGAUGAUACUCGUUUAAGUGGGGAGGGCAAUAUAGCCAAGAAAGCUGGUUGCAUUAGAAUGAGUAACAGGUCACGAGAAGUCCAUGUACGGAUACGGGUUGAUGAAGAAGAAAGGGAGAAUGAUAACCAUGCCCAGGAACAAGGUGAGCGAAAGAAAGGCCUCUGUAGGCAACAAGCAGCUGAGGAAGAGGAACCCUCUGACUUGGCAUCUUCAAAAUUUCAACACUUCUCUGGCACCGAACAUGGGGCCAACAUAAAAAAUCUUUGUGAGUCUGUAACACACAAGACUAAAGCAAUGCGUCGGAAACGUGGCAGCGUUCAGGUCACCUUCCGCCCAGCCACUGAGGCUGUGCAUUUCUACAACUCUAUGGAAAACAAAGAUGCCCCUUGGAAAGUGAGGCUGCGCAAAUUAAGUGGUUUAAGCACUAGCCCUUCUAUAGCAGUAGAGCCAGGGAAAUCCACUGCCUAUGCUGCACUCGGUGCAGUCAGAGUAGCGUCAGGUGUCAGCCAGCCAGGUAAUGACCACCAAGAAUUAUCUUACCCUCCCCCACAAAUACAUAAGGGAUGUGCCCGCAUUAGGCAAAGAUCCUGCAGUCAGGAGAGAGCCCCCUCUCAUGCGUCAUUGGGUGGCGUAUAUAAAACUGUUGUCCAUGCUCUCUCAAAACCUAAGGCCAGUGUGUCCCUGCAGAAGCAACAAAAGAUGGCAACCGAGGCUCCACUGAAGGACCUGUACGGUCAUGUUAUGGGCUAUUUUGGAAGGAAGGCAGCAGCUAAUAAAGAAGAUAUGGCUCCCCAAGUCAAUGACAUCGCCAGUGCUGAAAUUGGCACUAAUGCAAAUAUCCCAGACUUGAUGGACGAGUUUAUAGCUGAGAGACUGCGAUCAGGCACCGGUGUGACUAUCACACGAAGAGGCAGCAGUCCUGGUAGUCUUGAAGUUCCGAAAGAUUUACCAGAUAUGCUUAACAAGCAUAGCCAGAUGCGCCCAGCUGAUGACCCUGGUGUCCCUUCAGAGUGGACCUCUCCAGCAAGCGCAGCCAGCAGUGAUCUUCUUAGCUCAGACAGCCAUUCGGACUCUUUUAACGCCUUCCAGUAUGAUGCAAGGAAGUUUGAAGCAGGUUUCCCCUUUGGAGGAGAUUCAACAGUUCCCAUAUGUAUUGAAGCAGAUGCUGGCUCUACACAUCUAAGCGCUGAGGAACAAGAAGUUGGAAGUCUUACAACACUGCAUAUUGACUCAGAGACCAGCAGCUUUAAUCAGCAGGCCAUGUGCACAGAAGCAGUGGCUGUAACGGGGUCAGAAAGUGUUUCCCCUGCACUGUCUGCUCAUGGGUCAAGAUCAGAGACUCCCUCCCCUGCAGCUUUAAAUUCAGACCAGGCAGAGUUGCAUGAGAAGCUUCAGCAUUCAGUUUUACACACUCCUGAUGACAUCGAGCCUUGUGACUUUCCUUUAGAAAGCUGCAGUGUUAUGGCCGGAGGCACACUUACUGGAUGGCACGCGGACGUUUCCACAGUCAUGUGGAGAAGAAUGCUUGGAAUUCUAGGGGAUGUCAAUAACAUUGCCAAUCCUGAGAUACAUGCUCAGGUUUUUGAUUACUUGUGCGAACUCUGGCAAAACCUGGCUAAGAUUAGAGAUAAUUUGGGAAUAUCCUUGGAUAAUCAGUCUUCUCCUCGACCUCCAGUUCUUAUCCCUCCCCUAAGGAUUCUUACUCCCUGGCUUUUUAAGGCUACCAUGCUGCCUGAAAAGUACAAGCAGGGCAAACUCCAUGCGUACAAACUGAUUUGCAAGAUCAUGAAGAGAAGACAGGACGUAUCCCCAAACAGGGACUUCUUAACGCACUUCUAUAACAUUAUGCACUGUGGUCUUCUUCACACUGAUCAGGACAUUGUGAACACUAUAAUCAAGCACUGCUCACCUCAGUUCUUUGCCCUUGGGCUUCCUGGUGCCACACUCCUUAUUAUGGACUUUAUUGUAGCUGCUGGGAGAGUUGCUUCCUCGUCAUCCCUUAAUGCUCCACGUGUGGAAGCUCAAGUUCUUCUGGGAUCCAUUGUUUGCUUCCCCAACCUCUACCAGGAAUUGCCUGCUUUGCACCCAAGUAAUUCUGACAUUGUAAUGUCCCAUUUUACAGAUGUCAAGGAGCUCACAAUUAAAACUGUACUAAAUUCAGCCAGAGAAGAACCAUCUGGCCCUGCAAGAUGUGUAGCUUUAUGCAGUUUAGGAAUAUGGAUGUGUGAGGAGUUUGUCAAUCAAACAAAUCAUCCACAAAUCAAAGAAGCACUCAAUGUCAUCUGUGUCUCUCUAAAAUUUCCCAAUAAAGUGGUGGCCCAGGUCGCCUGCAGUGUGCUGAAUGUGUUGCUCAAUUAUGUUCAGCAACUUCAGAUUUACCAUUCAGACUACCCACUUAAAAUCAUAGAGAUCCUGCUAGCAACAGUGACCUAUCUGCUGCCAAGUGCCGAGACCUCAUCUUAUGAACAAGACAAGCGGUUGGUGGUCUCCCUGCUUCUCUCCCUUUUGGACUGGAUGAUGGCUUUACCCCUUCCGUUGUUACUGAAACCACUACACCAUGCUGAGUCGGAGAGUGAUGGAAGGGAGAAUUCUGUGUUAAACUGCGCAUAUAAGGUUCUACAUGAUUGUGUCUAUGGCUCCCAACAUUACAGCAAUCCCAAGUACUUUCCAAUGAGCCUUUCAGAUCUGGCGUCUGAGGAUUAUGAUCCCUUUAUGCAACUGGAAUGCCUAAAAGAGCCGGAACCAUUACAUUCCCCAGAUUCUGAGCGGUCCACCAAAUUGCAGCCUGUUACUGAGGUGAAAAUUCCAAAGCAGCAAGGUCUUAUCCCAGUAGCAGCGCGGACAGUAAUCACACAUUUGGUAAACCACUUGGGGCACUAUCCGAUGAGUGGAGACCCUGCCAUGUUGACUAGCCAAAUCUGCGAGAACCAUGAUAAUCCUUAUUGUGAAAGUUCUGAUCUAUCUCCUCAACUCUUCCAUAGCCCCAAUCUGCAGUUCUUUGCUCUCAAUAAUACCACUCUUGUGUCCUGCCUUCAGAUUCAGUCUGAAGAGAAACUACCUCCUGGUGAGGACCUCUCUUCUGCCAGAUCAACUGUACGCGUAAUUAUGCGGGAUCUUUCUGGCAAGUACAGUUGGGAUUCCUCUAUCUUAUAUGGACCUGUACUCCCAUGUGAGGGACAAAUGACUCAGUGGUCUUCCGUUCUGGCAACAUUCUCUCCUCCUUCCAAUCAAGAGGUUGAAUACCCAUCAACCCAGCGGGAAUCUGAGGACUUUUCAUCUCUUUCAUCAAGAAGGAGAGGAAGGGAAUCUCUGCCCCUAUGGGACAGCUUAUCAGAUGAACAAGAUGCUCUUGACUGCCUUUUGCAGUAUCUGGGAGCUACUGGUCCAGAGUGCCUUCAGAGGGCAGGAGUCCCCCUCAAUGUGCCCUCACCUCCACCUGCUUGCUUUUCUGAGAAGCUGGAGAAUGAGGUUAGCAAUGCAAUUCUGAAACAGAGCGCUGAAGAGAGAGAAUUUGUGGAAAGACAUAGUGGUAACCUUCACAUGAGAGCAAUGCCUCAAGAUCAGCCUGUAAACCAAAAACCCCAAUCGGCUUUCUACUACUCCCGGCUAUUGCUUAGUAUCCUCGGCAUGAACUCCUGGGAGAAGAGGCGAAACUUCCACUUGCUCAAGAAGAACGAGAAACUGCUGCGUGAGCUGAAAAAUUUAGACUCCCGGCAAUGCCGCGAGACACACAAAAUUGCAGUUUUCUACGUUGCAGAUGGGCAGGAGGACAAGCAUUCAAUACUAUCAAACACUGGUGGCAGCCAGGAUUACGAGGAUUUUGUGGCUGGUCUUGGAUGGGAGGUCAAUCUGGCCAAUCACUGCGGUUUCCUGGGAGGACUUCAGAGAAACAAGAGCACUGGCUUUAGCACUCCUUAUUUUGCAACCUCAAUAGUGGAGGUUAUGUUUCAUGUUUCUACAAGAAUGCUUUCGGACUCUGAUGAUUGUUUAACCAAAAAGCUUCGCCACCUUGGGAACGACGAGGUGCAUAUUGUGUGGUCAGAACACAGUCGGGAGUAUCGGCGCGGCAUCAUACCCACUGAAUUCGGGGAUGUCCUACUUGUAAUAUACCCCAUGAAGAACCACAUGUUCAGCAUCCAGAUCAUGAAGAAGCCAGAAGUCCCAUUUUUCGGGCCCCUCUUCGAUGGAGCCAUCGUAAAUGGAAAGAUCCUCCCAGGACUGGUUCGUGCAACAGCCAUCAAUGCCAGCAGAGCACUUAAAUCUCUCAUUCCCCUGUACCAAAACUUUUUUGAGGAACGGAUGCGCUACUUGGAUUCAAUCACACAGCAGCAUUUGGAGCCAACCACCUUUGAAGACUAUGCUGCCCAAGUGUUCUGCCCAGUGCCACACAAUCCCCUCCAGCUGAAUGCACGCACCUGCCCCACGAAAGAGCAAGACGAGAGCCUCUCACCUCCGGCGGAUGGAUCAGAACCUUUGUCGCCACGGAGCAGCAAAAGUCGCAUGUCCAUUAAGCUACGACGUUCCUCUGGAUCUGCCAACAAAACCUGAGUCUUCUCUACAUAUCCCUGGGCUGCGCGGCUGAGUUUUCCCAAUCACUGGCAGUGCCAUAUCCAGGACAAAUCCAGGCACUCCAUACUCCAGACUUUAUACUUCCUAUGUUUUUAUGGUAGUUUUUUUUUUUCACAUUUUAUUUGAGUGAACAACACUGGACUUUUAAACCUUAUUUAAUAUUUUAGCCUGAUACCCGUGUUUUUAAUUCUAUACGAUGCAGGGUGCCAUAUGUAUAUCUUUGCAGCUUUUAGCCUCUAGUACUGGGUCUUUGAAAGGCUGAAACAAUGCCUGAAAUGAACAUUCAGUGAGCUCUCGUAGCUAUUUCAUUUUUGUGUUCUCCAAGUUGUAUAUUUAUUCACAUUUAUUAUUAUUAUUAUUAUUACCAGAGGCUUUUUUUCCUCUUUUUUUUUUUUUUUAAACCUGUUUUGUCUGGGUCAACACAAAAAUGAAACCUAGAUGUAAACUGUUGUUUCACUGAUCAUGAUCUGAUUUUGAAAGAUCUCUUGUAUAAAUAUGUCUAUGGCUUUUUUUUGGUACAAUGAAACCUAAAGAGAUUCCAGAUUAAAGAUUAAUGUAGCACAGCAACUCACUAUUUUUAUACAUGUGUUAUUUGUUUUAUAUAUAAUAUAUAUCUAUAUUUCUUUCACAGGCCUGAUUUUAUUUCAGAAUAAUGUGUUAUUUGGCGCAGGGCUUGCAAAGGCAAGAUGGCUUUGUUUGUUUAGCGGGAUGGAUGUGUCGGUGCUUCUCAUUGGCUGAUGAGCCGAGCUCCCGAGAAGGUCAUUCCACUUCCCAAAAGAUAACAUUGGAGGUUUUAUUGUUGUUUUUGUUAUAUAUAUUUAUAUAUAUAUAUAUAUAUAUAUAUAUAUAUAUAUAUAUAUAUAUAUAUAUAUAUAUAUAUAUACGUGAUGAAACUGGUUGCAUGUAAAUGAAUAUUGUACAGGCAUCACACAAUGGUCUAUGCCUUGGCAACAAAGCAUUGCUGUAUUAUAGAAGGCAUUUCUCUAAUCACGACCUUGAAUAACCCUCUGUAAAUUGGCCAAUCGGGGCCGAGUGCUCCUAAAGUCAUGGACUGAAACCCAUUAGUCUGUAGACUUAAGCACCUAUGAGAUGCCGGUCUCGUAUAAUUCCACAUGGAUUGUUUUUGUGUGUUCCAAUCAUGUCACUCCCCUGCAUUGCCUGCAUUGUUUUCUUUAUUAUUUUUGUUAUUUCUUUAUUAUUUUUCUCGUCCUGCUUGUGGUUAGUCUAUGAGCACUGAUACAGAGCGCCAUGUCUUCUAGGGAAACUAUACAGAAUGAGCAUCUUAUUCAAUUAAACUCUGCAUAGUUAACAUUCCUGCUGCUAUAGCAUUGCUUGUCCUUCAUGAGAGGAGUGCAGACCACUAGGGUUCCAUUAAGGCCAUUAUCAGAAGCAGUGACAUUGUGUACCUCCCAUGUAUAGCUGCAAUAUGGCUGCUUUUCUUGCACAGUAACUAUUGCAUUGCAAUGACUGUACAGCCUCUCUUUCAUUAUGUGAUUGUGGUCGCAUUGUAUUGUUCUUUUCCACUCAUAGCCAAAUUUAACGCCUGCAAGUUACAAAUAAAAACACUACAUAUUUUA